GCCACGAGCGCGCUGGCGGCAGGGCAGAGUCUGGCUGGUGCUGAGAGCUCCGGGUCUUCAUACGGGCAUUUCUGCUGGAUGCUGAAGCUCUGAGGACGGCGGACGGUAACCGGUAACCCCCCGUCUGUACCCCGCCCGCUGGACCCCGUUACCCCCAGGCUCGCGCUGAAAAUGACCCCUCACCUCAGGAUAACCGUGUGGCUCGCGCUCGCCGUGCUCCAGGUAUCGCUCGUGAAGUGCCAGGAUGCUGCUAAGACAGAUGAUAAGAACAGCUGUAAGGAGGGGGACGUGACGUAUUUGGACAAUGAUAUCUGGAAGCCGGAGCCGUGUCGGCUGUGUGUGUGUGAUAAGGGCCGGGUGUUCUGUGAGGAGAUCCGCUGUGAGGAGCUGAAGGGCUGUGAGCAGCUCCACAUUCCUGAGGGGGAGUGCUGCCCUGUGUGUGAGAAAUUCGCCAGCGCUCAGGGACGCAUCGAGAUGAUAGAAUUCAAGGGACAAAAAGGUGAACCAGGUGAUAUUCCUUAUAUUGUUGGACUACCUGGCCGACCUGGAGCGAUGGGCCUCCCAGGCACAGAUGGACGUCCAGGAUAUCCAGGCCCUAAAGGAAGAAAAGGUGUGGCAGGUCCCCCUGGUUUUGAUGGGGAAGCGGGUGUGCCAGGUCUGCCAGGUUCAGCGGGACCUUCAGGACAGCCUUCGUUACCAGGAAGUCCGUUUGUCUCUCACAUGGCAUCAGGCUUCCAUGAUGGGAAGCUGGGAGCACCAGGAUUAGUCUCAGGCUCACCGGGUGAACCAGGUCCUAGAGGACAUCCAGGGCCAUCAGGUCCACCAGGCCCUACUGGAGCACAAGGAGCCCCAGGAGAUCCAGGAGAACCUGGACCGAUGGGUUCUCAUGGCCCAAGGGGUCCAGAUGGUCCUCCUGGAAAGCCUGGUUCAGAUGGUGAAUCUGGACCUGCAGGAAAGUCUGGGGAAGCUGGGUUUCCAGGCUCUCCGGGGCCCAGAGGAUUUCCAGGAUUACCAGGUCAACCAGGAUUGAAAGGCCACAGGGGACACCCAGGUGAACAAGGCCCAAAAGGAGAGCCAGGUGUUGUUGGAUCAAAGGGUGAUUCUGGUGUACCUGGUACAAUGGGACCUGUUGGUGAACGGGGUCCAAUCGGAAUGACUGGAGAAAGGGGUCGAAUUGGCCCCACUGGACCUGUGGGAAGACGUGGUGUUGCAGGAAAUGUCGGAAAACCAGGUCCACUGGGUCCAAUGGGAAUUACAGGAGCUCCAGGUUUUCCAGGUGGUCCAGGCACAAAGGGUCAGGCAGGAGCCACAGGCCCCCGAGGCACCCCCGGACCCCAGGGCCCCAGAGGAGAAUCAGGCCGUUUAGGUCUACCCGGAGCUCGUGGAACCCAGGGACCAGCCGGAACAGAUGGAGCCCCUGGCAGCAAAGGUCCUGCUGGGGUACCCGGUGUGCAGGGUCCUGUUGGACUGAUUGGUCAGCCUGGCCCACCUGGACCUCAGGGAACUACUGGACCAGCUGGAGUCAAAGGUCAAGGGGGAGAUGCGGGCGCCCCUGGAUUUAAAGGAGAGGCUGGAAUAAAAGGAGAAGCUGGGGCACAAGGAGCUCAAGGAGAGAUGGGUUCAAUGGGAGAGGAAGGGAAACGGGGUCCGCGUGGAGACACAGGUGCCCUGGGCCCACCUGGCCCUGCUGGAGAGAGGGGUGCUCCUGGAACUCGUGGUUUUCCAGGUGCUGAUGGGUUACCUGGACCUAAGGGUCUACAAGGUGAGCGUGGUCUUCCUGGAUCUUCAGGGGCUAAGGGUGCUGGUGGGGAUCCUGGUCGUCCUGGAGAAGCGGGCAUUCCAGGAGCAAGGGGUCUGACCGGUGUUCUCGGACUACAAGGACCAGAAGGGAAAAUCGGACCUCAGGGAGCUCCAGGAGAUGAUGGCCAUCCUGGUUCUGCAGGGUCCACUGGGGUUAGAGGUCUAGCAGGGUCUAUGGGUCUGCCUGGUCCAAAAGGCUUCAGUGGGGAUCCAGGAAAAGCAGGAGAAGCUGGAUCUGCUGGUGCUCCAGGACAGAGAGGUGCCAAUGGAAAAGAUGGAGAGGAAGGAGCUGCAGGAGCUGCUGGACCACCUGGUGUUGCAGGAAAGAGAGGAGAGCAAGGUCCUCCUGGUCUGACAGGAUUUCAGGGUUUACCAGGAUCCGCAGGCCCACCUGGAGAGUCAGGAAAACCAGGUGAUGAGGGAGUCCAUGGUGAAGCAGGCCCUGCUGGUCAGACUGGCCCAAGAGGUGAGCGUGGAACCCCAGGAGAAAGAGGAGAUCCAGGACCCGGUGGCCUACCAGGGCCUAAGGGCAGUCCAGGAACACCCGGCCCUGAUGGACCAAAGGGUAAUGCAGGGCCAGCUGGGACAAUAGGAGAGACAGGUCCAUCUGGGCUUCAGGGAAUGCCUGGAGAACGUGGGAUCCCUGGACCUGCUGGACCUAAAGGAGAACAUGGGGCACUAGGUGAGAGAGGAGCGGAGGGAACUGCUGGUAAUGAUGGCGGUCGGGGCCUUCCUGGACCUAUUGGACCCACUGGACCAGCUGGACCAGCUGGAGAAAAGGGAGAAUCAGGCCCCAGAGGACCACCUGGAGCACAAGGUGCCAGAGCAGCAGCUGGUUCUCCUGGUGAGCCUGGUCCUACCGGUGCUGCUGGUUUUGCUGGACCUCCUGGUCCAGAUGGACAGCCUGGUGUGAAAGGUGAUACAGGAGAGCCGGGAGGAAAGGGCGAGGGUGGAGCUCCAGGUCCUCAGGGAAUGGCUGGAAAACCUGGAUCUCAGGGUACGAUUGGUGUAGCUGGACUGAAAGGAGGCAGAGGAACUCAGGGAGCUGCUGGCCCCAGUGGCUUCCCGGGAUCUCCGGGAGGAGUGGGACCACCAGGCUCUGCUGGUCCUACUGGCGAGUCUGGUCCACAAGGUACCCCUGGAAAGCAGGGCCCACCCGGACUGCGAGGAGAUCCAGGUCCUACUGGACGUCAGGGGGAGCGUGGAAACCCUGGACCUGCUGGAAGCCCUGGAGAUAAAGCUGAACCUGGAGAAGAUGGACCACCGGGUCCUGAUGGGCCUCCAGGACCUGCAGGAACCCCAGGACAGAGGGGGCUGGUGGGUCUCCCUGGUAUGAGAGGAGAGCGUGGAAUGGGGGGACUUCCUGGACCUGCUGGUGCACCAGGAAAGCCGGGCACUACAGGUCCUCAGGGAACUAAAGGUGCUGCAGGGCCCGUUGGACUGCCUGGAUCAUCUGGACCUCGUGGAGAUGCUGGCCCAGAGGGUCUUGCUGGACCAGAUGGUAUUCCUGGAGCUGACGGUACCAUUGGCAUCAGAGGGGAAAGGGGAGAUGCAGGUGCAGAGGGUCUGGCAGGACCCCAGGGUUCCCAGGGACCACCAGGACCAGUAGGAACAUCUGGAGGUCCAGGACUCAGAGGAGAAGUGGGUGCACGAGGUCCACCAGGUCCAUCUGGUCAGCCAGGCAUCAGAGGGAAAAAGGGACCACAAGGACCACUGGGAGACAAAGGAGACCGAGGAGAUUCUGGUGAGAGAGGUCAGAAAGGUCAUCGUGGAUUUACUGGACUGCAAGGUCUACCCGGAACAACUGGCGCUACAGGAGAUGCAGGUGCACGAGGAAUCACUGGGCCGAGUGGACAAAGAGGAAUGCCAGGACCUGUAGGACCUGCUGGUAAAGAAGGUGAUAUUGGUCUGCCUGGAGCAAUAGGGCCACCUGGAACUCGGGGUGUUCCUGGAGAUUUCGGACCAGAGGGGCCUGAAGGUGAACCUGGUCCACCUGGACCUCCCGGCCCCCCUGGCCCCCCAAUUGCUGCUGUGGAUGACCUUUUCGGGACAACCCUCGACUACGAUGGUGUGUUCGAGCCCGAGGCCCCGCCCCCUCCUGAGUUUAAUGAGGAUGAGGCGAGACCCAAUAACAGCUCGGCUUUGGUUCAGAUGGACAGCGGGGUCCACACCUCCCUGAAGACUCUGGGCAGUGAGCUGGACAGCAUGAGAAGCCCCGAUGGCAGCCGGCAGCACCCGGCACGCACCUGCCAGGACCUGAAGCAGUGCUACCCACUGAAGAAAAGUGGUAACUACUGGGUGGAUCCUAAUGAGGGCAGUUCAAAAGAUGCCAUCCAGGUUUACUGCAACAUGGAGAAGGGUGAGACGUGCAUCUCCGCCAACCCCUCCAGCGUUCCCCGCAAGCACUGGUGGAGUUCACGCUCCAGCACACCUAAACCUGUGUGGUACGGAGCUACUAUGAACAGAGGAGCCAAGUUUACUUAUGGUAAUCAGGAGGAUUCUCUGAGCAUCGUGACGAUUCAGAUGCGGUUCCUGCGCCUGCACUCUAAAGAAGCCGCGCAGACGCUCACCUACCACUGUAAAAACAGCAUCGCCUACAAGGACGGCAAGAACAGCAACUACAAGAAAGCUGCACUACUAAAAUCUGCAGACGGGCUGGAAAUCAAAGCUCACGGAAACAACCGGCUGAAGUACACCGUCACUGAGGACAGCUGCAUGAAGUCCAGCAGUGAGUGGGGAAAGACCGUGUUUGAGUACCGCUCACAGAAGCCUUCCAGACUGCCCAUCGUGGACAUGGCUCCGGUGGAUGUGGGCGGAGCAGAUCAGGAGUUUGGCAUCGAUAUCGGCCCAGUGUGCUUCUCAUAGAGCCAACAAAGAAGCUUCCUGUGAUCCAGCAUCCACCUGCAGAUACUGAACUCCAAGCAUUAGGCCUUCAGCUCUAUAAUACAGUAUUUAUUGCUCCAGAACCUUCCGAAGAGCCUUGAGCAGCAUCACGAGCCACAGCAGCAGUAUUACCCCUCCUCUUCUCUUCUUUAUUAAGGAAUUCCACUAGCUGGGGGUAUAUGAAUAUACGAGGGACAGUGUGGAUGGACUUUUUAAUAAUUUAUGUCUUAAUCAUAAUCCAUGUGCCCCUUCUGAGCUGCUGUGUAAUAUCAGUUAAAUACAUCAGGGUCACGUCAGGUCUGCGGUUACUCGGUUUUGAUGUUAGAUUGUUGGUUUUAUUAAAUUAAGGUGCUAAAUAAAGGUGCUACUUUUAUUAAUUUAAGAAUUAAAGGGAAUCCAAAAUGCAAAAAUGCAAAUAUGUUUACUAUAAUAGUUUUGUUCGGUUCCAGUGAAGAAGACAUUUGCCCUUUUUGACUCCCACACCUUUCCCACUAUUUCUUUGUGAGUUUUAUGUGCUACCUCUGUGAGAUGCCGUUUCUGUCGAUAAAGGACCUUCUGACUGACCUUUCAUUCACAAGUGAACUUUAAUUGUUUUUUAUACUGUCACAUCCUGACCUUACAGUGGCUCAUUAAAGAUUAAAGAAUGAUUGUAUUAAA
Molecule: messenger RNA, 5340 nt
Organism: Astyanax mexicanus (Mexican tetra)
Lineage: Eukaryota; Metazoa; Chordata; Actinopteri; Characiformes; Acestrorhamphidae
Gene: col5a2b
Product: collagen, type V, alpha 2b
Exons: 54
Coding region: 172-4665 (1497 amino acids)
Molecular function (GO): extracellular matrix structural constituent; protein binding
Source: RefSeq, a predicted model, not a curated record